Marmota flaviventris (yellow-bellied marmot) is the source of this 936-nucleotide messenger RNA. NCBI's taxonomy places the organism in Eukaryota, Metazoa, Chordata, Mammalia, Rodentia, Sciuridae. The record is from RefSeq and is a predicted model, not a curated record.
AUGGGCAUGACCAAUAGUAGUGCCAAAGAAGACUUCGUUCUGGUGGGCUUCUCAGACCAGCCCCAGCUGGAAAAGAUACUCUUCGUGGCUGUUUUGAUAUCUUAUCUUCUUACUUUGGUGGGAAAUACACUAAUUAUUCUGGUCUCUUCCAUAGACCCUAAACUCAAAAUACCCAUGUACUUUUUCCUUACUCACCUCUCCCUAGUGCACAUCUGUUUUACCACCAGUAUUGUCCCUCAGCUGCUGUGGAACCUCAAAGGACCAGCCAAGACCAUCACAUCCCUGGGUUGUGCCAUCCAGCUCUACGUCUCCCUGGCAUUGGGAUCCACUGAAUGUGUUCUCCUGGCUGUGAUGGCUUUUGACCACUAUGCUGCAGUAUGCAAACCUCUCCACUAUACAGCUGUAAUGAACCCAAGCUUGUGCCAGGUUCUGGCAGGGGUUGCAUGGCUGAGUGGAGCAGGAAAUGCUCUCAUCCAGGGCACUGUCACCCUCUGGCUACCUCGCUGUGGACACCGGGGGCUCCAUCAUUUCCUCUGUGAGGUCCCCUCCAUGAUUAAGCUUGUAUGUGUGGACAUCCAUGACAAUGAGAUCCAGCUCUUCGUUGCUUCAUUGGUCUUUCUCCUUUUGCCCUUGGCACUGAUAUUGAUGUCCUAUGGACACAUAGCCAAGGCAGUUAUAAGCAUCAAGUCAGUGCAGGCCUGGCAGAAAGCCCUGGGGACAUGUGGAUCCACCUUGACAAUAGUAUCCCUCUUCUAUGGGAGCAUCACAGCCAACUAUAUCCAGCCCAACAGCUCCUAUGCCCACACUUUUGGGAAACUCAUCUCCCUCUUCUACACAGUAAUCAUCCCGACCUUCAAUCCUCUCAUUUACACCUUGAGGAAUAAAGAAGUUAAAGGUGCACUGGGAAGAAUAUGCCACAGAGACCUACGUGUGUAA